AUGCUUUUCUGUGCUCUCUUCGCACUCAACGUCGCCUACUUUGCGAGAGCUCUGGUGCUGGAGAGCAACGACUUGGAUGCAUCAAUCGCCAAAGGAGAGGUGCAGGAGCAGUCAAAGUCCAUGCUCAUGCUGAAAGAGGCUUCCACACAGUUUGGCCAGCUCAUGUUCAUCGACCUCUGGCUCCUCUUCCUGCCCAUUCCGCGUUCCUCCUUUCUUAAAGACCUCACCGGCCUGGACCAGCAGGCCAUGAUCCGCUACCACAAGUUCCUGGGUCUGUGGUGCUUCUGGGUGCUGGCCCUGCAUGGCGGCAUGUUUUACAUCUAUUGGGGAGUGAGCCACGAGUUCUGGGUGGAGUGGAAGGAUUGGGGCACCCUGGACAGCAUCAACAACCUUGCAGGGACCCUCAGCUUCCUCUGUAUGUGCGGGCUAGUCCUCACUGCGCGGGAAUCUUUCCGUCGCAAGAGCUACGAGUGGUUUUACAGGUUCCACCUGGUCUGCUUCCUGGGCUUCAUGGUGUUGGCCUGCAUGCACUACUCCGGAUCGUGGCGCUACUUCACCCCUGGCCUUCUCCUCUGGGGCGUGGACCUGCUGCAGCGCGCCUCGACCAGCUCCGCCAAUGUCGCCAUCCACUCCGUUCACCUGGAUGAGGAGAAGGACGUGACCACUCUGGUCCUCCAACACGCACGGCCUGGCUGCCCCCUGGGCGACAUCCACCUCCUCGUCCCCGCCAUCUCCCGCUGGGCCUGGCACCCAUUCACCAUCGCCGCCUCGACCCCGGCCCAGCCCUCCGCGCCAGGGACUCUCACCCUGCACGUGAAGAAUGAGGGGACAUGGACCAAGAGGCUGGCGGACCUGCUGCUGGCCCGGCCGGACGCCGCCAUCCGCGCCACCCUGCCCCAGCAGGUGUUCCCUCCUCACGAGCCCUGGACCGGGGACGAAGCCGUGGCUGUGGUGGUGGGCGGCAUCGGGGUCACGGCCGUCAUGCUCUCCCUGCGCCGGAUGGUAGAGAGGAGGGCGGCAGGGGCGCUGGCCACCCGCCGCGUCGCCGUCCUCUGGGCUGCCCGCCACGCCUCGGAGUUCCUGACCCUGGACGCCGCAGUCGCCGCUGCUGCAACGUCUGGCGACCCGUGGCUGACCCUGGAGCUCUUUCAGACGCAGCCCAGUCCCGUCCAGGAGUGCAAGCUGGAGGCGGGGCUGGAGUCCGGCAGCCGGGUGUCCAGCCUGGGCAAGGGCCUGAGCAAGGCGGGGGACGGCGACGACGACAGCACGGAGGGUUCAGGGGCGCUCCAGCAGCGCACGCCGCCGGCGCCCCCCAAGUCCGGUGCCUGGCCCCUGGCAAGACCCCGCGCGCCCCGACCCUUGGCCCCCGCCCACAUGGGCCCCCUGUACCUGGCGGCCCUCCACAUUCUCACUUUCUUUGGCGGCUUCGUCGGACUGAUGCUGGGCUGGAGCUGGCUGCCCGAGGCGCAGACCGCGCUGGCCACCAAGCAGGUCACCAAGCCCUUUGUGACCACCAUCAGCUGGAGGGCUGGCUCGCUGGGCAUCACGGGGUUCUGCGUCGUGGGGCUGGGCCUGCCCUACAUCCUCCUGGUUGCGCCCAUGAUGCUGUGGAGGUCCUGGGCAUCCCGGCCUGGACGCAGGUCUGACACACCUCGGAUGCAGGACCUCGAGCUCACCGUGCUGGGGCCCAGACGCAGCCUGUCCCACGACAUGGGCUCUCCCCACGAGGCUGCGACCCCUUUCCAGCCCUGCCUACUGGAGGGCGGCAAGCUUGUCGUGCCCAAUGGCAAGGCCAGCCAGCUCAGCGUGGACAUCCUCCCAGGCCGUCCCCCCAUCCUCGCCGCGCUUUCCGCCCUGGGAGCCGCCCACGAGAGCGUCAGCGUCCUGGUGUCAGGUCCUGAUGGCAUGUUCAGAUCUGUGUUCCAGGCGGUGGCCGAGCUGAACAGGGGCCGACCCAAGUCAGGGAGCGGCUACUUCUCCCUGCACAAGCAGGCUGGUGUCCUUUGA
Auxenochlorella protothecoides is the source of this 2007-nucleotide messenger RNA. Its product is annotated as Ferric reductase transmembrane component 1. Gene Ontology annotation, molecular function: oxidoreductase activity. The record is from RefSeq and is a predicted model, not a curated record. Lineage: Eukaryota; Viridiplantae; Chlorophyta; Trebouxiophyceae; Chlorellales; Chlorellaceae. Gene Ontology annotation, cellular component: plasma membrane. The transcript has 14 exons. The coding region runs from base 1 to 2007 and encodes 668 amino acids.